Morchella importuna is the source of this 1470-nucleotide messenger RNA. RefSeq lists its product as uncharacterized. The record is from RefSeq and is a predicted model, not a curated record. Gene Ontology annotation, molecular function: palmitoyltransferase activity. The transcript is spliced from 3 exons. The coding region runs from base 1 to 1470 and encodes 489 amino acids. Lineage: Eukaryota; Fungi; Ascomycota; Pezizomycetes; Pezizales; Morchellaceae.
AUGGACUCGCCAAUACUCUCGCCAACGGGUCCACGUCACCGGAAAACCCGUUUAUCCUGUCGUCGGAUCGACAGGUUAUGCUGCAGUCUCUUGUGCUAUUUCCCUCUUGUUUUUAUAUCCGGAGUCUCAACAUGGGCCGUGUACACAUACUCUUACAGUAUCUGCUGGAAUAAUAUCGCUGGAGCCAAAGGCAUUUUUCUCUCUUUCUUGGGCCUAACCCUCUAUUUUCUCUUAAACUGGUCCUACUUUACAGCUGUAUUUACGAAUCCGGGUUCACCACUUGAUAAUAAACACUCUUAUAGUUCCCUCCCAACAACCGAGACGUCGACUAAUUCUUCCAUAAGUGUUAAAUCGUCCGGACAAGCCCGCUUCUGCAAGAAAUGCCAAUGCUACAAACCAGACCGCACCCACCACUGCAGUUCAUGCAAGACCUGCGUCCUCAAAAUGGACCACCAUUGUCCAUGGCUCGCAAAUUGCCUCGGAAUGUUCAAUUACAAAGCGUUCAUGUUGUUUCUGAUUUACACCUCCGUAUUUUGCCUUCUUUGUUUCGUAGUUAGCUCAGCAUAUGUCUACGAGGAGCUGUUGAGUUCAAAUGCAAGCAGUAAAUACCCGGUUGAUGACUUUACACCAGUAAACUGGGUGCUACUAGCAGUCCUUUCGGGUAUUAUUGGAUUGGUACUGAGCGGAUUCACCAUCUGGCAUCUCACUCUCGUAGGCUCUGGGAUGACAACCAUUGAGUCUUUGGAGAAAGUGCGAUACACAACACCCACACUUUCGCGUAGUGGAGUCCCAGCGCCUGGCGCACACCAUCUCUACGACAACCCAGAAAAUGACCCAACCUUCGACUACGCCGCCGAGCGAGAGCAUGAGCGCGAACAAGAGUUCCGUCGCUACAACUCCUACAUCCUCGAGGAAUCCACCAAGAAGCUCCCCCAUCCAUUCGAUCUCGGCAGAGCGCGCAACUUCCGCUGUGUAUUCGGCCCACGGGAAGAGUGGUGGAAGUGGUUCAUCCCGCGCUUCUCGGGCGUCGGGGAUGGAUGGAACUGGGAAACGAGCAAUGAGUGGCGCAUCGCUGCUGAGGCUGUAAGAGUUGAGAGAGAGCGUAUGGGGCUUGACCAAGGCGAUGAUACGCGAACGGGAUGGCCCGGUGCAAACCGACACCCAGCUGAAGGAAGGACUUGGAACGGUGGUAAUCCGAAUGGGCUCAUCCGCCACGCGGGUGAGAUGAAGCCGAGCAAGGCAGAAAGAAUAUUGGGGAAGCUGCCGGGCACAUAUAGCGAUGGGGAGAACGUGCCGCUGCAAAGGAUGAACAGGUCUCCAGAUGAUAUCAGCAGUGAUGAAGAAGACGACGAGAGAAUCGACUUGGAGACUGGAUUAGCUGUUGGGAGAAAGGCCAAGAUGGAGCCUAGGAGCGCUGGAAGUGUAGGUUGGUCAACUUGGGGAGGAGACAGUGCCGAGGAGAGGUGGUAG